Molecule: messenger RNA, 543 nt
Organism: Monoraphidium neglectum
Lineage: Eukaryota; Viridiplantae; Chlorophyta; Chlorophyceae; Sphaeropleales; Selenastraceae
Product: Metacaspase-2
Exons: 7
Coding region: 1-543 (180 amino acids)
Biological process (GO): proteolysis
Molecular function (GO): cysteine-type endopeptidase activity
Source: RefSeq, a predicted model, not a curated record
AUGGCUGCGCCGCUGCCUCACGGCGUGGUGUUGCACGCCAUCUUUGACAGCUGCCACAGCGGCACCAUCAUGGACCUGCCCUACGAGACCAAGUAUGACGCCAGCGGGGCCAUGUCCUGGCAGGCGUCGCGCAAUUACGGCACAGCCGGGGGCACUGUCUUCCAGCUGGGCGCAUGCAGCGACGACCAGACGGCGGCCGACACUGCGGCCCUGUCGCGCGAGGCCUACACAGGCGCCGCCACUUACAGCUUCAUCGACAGCAUCGAGAAGUACGGUGUGAACCAGUCAUACGCCAACCUGCUGCUGCACAUGACAGAGUCGCUGCGCGCCCUGGGCAAGACGAGCCAGACAAAGCCCAGCGGGGGGUCGGCUGCGCUGUCCAUGAUGGCACCCAUGCUCGGCGGGCUUGCAGGGGGCGCGAUGGGCAUGAUGGCCGGCGCGCUGCUGGGCAACAUGGUGGACAGGGGGCGCCUGAGUCACCAGCUGCCCACACUGGCCUGCGACAAGCCUGUGGACAUCCACCAGAUCCAGCUGAUGAUCUGA